UUUCUUCCUGGACUACAGUCUCUGCCUCUUUUGUCUCUUGUUCGAGUUGCUCUACCAUUGCUGCUUUCGCAGCAAGUGCUGCCUCCGCUGCUUUUGCUGCUUGUAUCGCUUUACCUGCCAGCUGAUUUUUCACCUAAACACCGAUACGAAAGUUUGUCGAUACUUCCGGUUUGAAUUCUCGGAGGAUCUCGAGCGUAACAACGACUUCCUUUUGUUGCGAUUUGCAUUGGCCUUCGCUUCGUGAGCUGCCUCAUUUGCUUGGGCCGCAGCACGAUUUGUAUUUGCUAAAUCUUGCUUAGCAAUUCGUAAUUCGUUGGUCAGUUCCUCGAGACGUCUCUUUGCCGCCUCGAGUAAUUCUUCCUUCUCAUGUAAUGACUUUUGGGCACCGUCUGCCGCCGAUUUGGAAUUCGCUGCGUUUCCCUUCGCCGUUUGCAUCGCGCGUUCGGCAGUUGGAAAAGGACAUUGCCGUGGUUGGCUCUUUUAAACGUCUACAAUCCCUUCCGUGGCAAUAGACUAAGCUGCUGGUCCAGUGAGGACUAUAAGAGCUCCGAUGACUGGGAAAGUAAUAUCAGUUGUUGGCUCUUUCUUCGAGCAAGGACAGCUCCAAUUCUCGUCAACGUUCGAUCAUUUCGAUCACUGAAUAACCACCAAAUAUAGAAAAAAGAGAAAAAGAAAAUGAAGAUCCUCGCAUUGGUGUUAGCAUUGGCAUGUGCGGUCCAAUGUGGUCUAGCUAAGACAAAAAAGCAAGUACAUGAGCGAGAAGCGGGUAGUUACGAGUAUGGUUACGGAGGUCAUCCGGAAUCAGUGUUAUUAGAUCCUCACCUUUUGCAAGUAGAUUCAGUGGCUGUGCCCAGUGGUACUCACUUAUCAGAACACCGUCCAUCUCGGCCAGGUUAUAGUGUGGGUGGUCCUUUGGCAAGUAUUGCUCAAGGAGCGGCUGAACAGGCUCACACGCAAUUAGGAAAUCAACAUUCAGCAGCUGGACAGGCAGCUUUCAUGGCCAAGAACACAUUGGCUCAGGCAGCGGCACAGUCAGCGGCAACAGCAGCAGCAGCUUUAGCAGGUAAACAAAUCAUCGUGAUGGGUCUUGAACAACAAUCGAGAGAUGCUCAUGUUGCCGUCGAUGGUGAAAAACUUCAAUUGCAACAAGCACAACGUGCUGCUACAGCUGCUCAAAAUACUGCUCAACAAGCGAUGCAUCAGGUUCAAGUAAUCACUGCAGCCUUGAACGCCGCUCAAGCUACUGCUGAUCACGCCAGUCAAGCCGCAGCCGAAGCUCAAGCUGAAUUAGCCGCUCAAACCACCAUGGUUGGCCAGGCAAAGGCCCGUGCCGAAACAAUCGAGGAACAACUCAAUGCAGCUCGUGUCGAUUUCGAAGCAACCCAAGCUGCCGCUCAAAAAGCUGCAAACGCUGCAUCCGCAGCCCAAUCGAAUGCCGCUGCUGCAGCAGCUCAUGCCGCAAAUGCUGCUGCUGCUAACGUUGCAGCUGCCACAGCUAACAGUCAUCCCAGCGGUGCUCAUGGUGGUAGUCUCGUUGCUCACUUAGGCGAACCCCUUACGAACGCUGUACCCGUUGAUGCGUAUGAUUACAAAUCUGGGAUUUAUCAUUAUUGAUGAUUCUUUUCAAUUUUAGUUCGUCGACCUAUACUUUUUUCUACUCGUCUCACGUGCUCGAACUUUCAACUUAUUUCUUAUUUUGUAUUUCUUAUGUCUUCUCAUUAUAUGCAAAGGUUGAACAUCAACAAGUUGACUUCAUCGAGUUUUUCUGUUAUCGUUAGAGUUUAUCUAUUUAAAAUUUAUAUUAGGAAGAAUAUCGAUUUAAAUACAUUGUUAAUGCAAUCGAUUGAAACUUAAAACGAUAGAGCGUUGUCGCAGCUGAACAUUUGAUCGAAAGGAUCAUCGUCUUUGAAAAAAUAAAAUUUUUCGAUCCUUCUUGAAAUUGUUCAUUUUUCAUCAUUCAAUGUAAAUCGGAAAACUGCCUUCAUAUUCCAUUUUUCGUAUUAUUUUUUAUUUUAUCAAUGGAUUUUAUCUAACUUGCUACGUUUCCUUCGUAAAAAGUUUUUUUUCUCGUUGUUUACUUUUUUCUAUAAAUAAAACACAAAAACGUAAUUAAACGUUUUUAUCAUUUUAAAAUGUUUUUUUAUCUCCGAAACCAUGACAAGUUAUCACCAAAAAAAAAAUUACGUCAAUAGGUGAAAUUUUAUUAUGUUCUAUUUUACAAAUUAAUAAAAUCAAACGUAUGUAAUGUGAAGUGUUUUAUUACUACCAU
Vespa velutina is the source of this 2269-nucleotide messenger RNA. RefSeq names its product late embryogenesis abundant protein, group 3-like. The record is from RefSeq and is a predicted model, not a curated record. Lineage: Eukaryota; Metazoa; Arthropoda; Insecta; Hymenoptera; Vespidae. Bases 676 to 1614 code for a protein of 312 amino acids. The transcript is spliced from 4 exons.